Ficedula albicollis (Collared flycatcher) is the source of this 4425-nucleotide messenger RNA. It is a transcript of the gene ARHGAP40, whose product is annotated as Rho GTPase activating protein 40. The transcript is spliced from 15 exons. The record is from RefSeq and is a predicted model, not a curated record. Gene Ontology annotation, cellular component: cytoplasm. NCBI's taxonomy places the organism in Eukaryota, Metazoa, Chordata, Aves, Passeriformes, Muscicapidae. Gene Ontology annotation, molecular function: GTPase activator activity. The coding region runs from base 255 to 2255 and encodes 666 amino acids. Gene Ontology annotation, biological process: regulation of small GTPase mediated signal transduction; regulation of actin filament polymerization; signal transduction.
UGUUCAGCGAGCCCGAGCUGCAGCCCGGCUUUGGGAAGAGCUGGGCGCUGUUUUCUGCUCUGGCAGCGCUCGGUGCUGGCCGUGUGCCGUGUGCCGUGCGCCGUGCCCGGGCGUGGGCGGCUCAGCCCGGGGCAGCGCUGGGUUUGCUGUCCGCGCUGCCGGCGCAGGGAGGGAGCGGAGCGGAGGAUGCUGCUGCAGCGCGCACCUCGCGGGUGACACGGAUGGACUGAGUGCCGCCCUCCUCCCGGCUGGACAUGGACAAGCAGGGCUCCAGGAUGGCCAGGGGUGGCAUGGCCAGGCCCCGGGGGGUGCUGGCCCCUGUCCGGGCAGCCAGCUGUGCCCAGCUGCUGAGCAGCACCAGACACUGCCCUUGGAAAAUGAACCAGCUUCCUCCAAAGACUCCUGUGGCAUCCCCGGCGUCAGAGAGCACAAAUUCCAGGCUAGAGGCUUUGGACAACUUGUCAAUGGACAGUUUUUGGCUGGAAGUAGAGAACAUUAAACAGAGCACUGAAGCAGAGCAGGAGGAAUGCAGCCUUGCAGAUGUCAAAACACAGGAGGAGGGAGAAGCCGAGGCCGAGUGGCUGCAGGACGCGGGGCUGUCCGAGCUGCUGGAGCCGGGCUCGGAGCAGGAGCAGCUGCUGCUGCUGUCCACGCUGACCAGGACGCAGGCGGCGGCCGUGCAGCGCCGGCUGGACACCUACAGCCGCUCCCGCCGCAGGAGGAGCAAGCCGCCCGUGCGCGACGUGCGCGACAUCUUCGCAGCGGGCAGCGCGCAGGACACAGCAGCAGAGAAAGAGGAGUCCAGCCCAGAUCCACUGUGGCACAACCUACGGACUUCAAACACCCAGAGAACAGAAACCCAGGAUUAUUCCUGCACAGUUCGAAACCCUGGCAAAGAGGAGAUGUUCAACAUGGAUGUUGCCUACUCAGAGCAAGCAGCUGUCCUGCUCAAGGGAUCCUUCCUGUCUGAAUCCAGGAAGCUAAAGGAUGGAAAUGCCCUAACUAGAUUUAAGAUCCUGAAGGGCAGACUAGGAGUGACGAGGAUUGGAGAUCUGUCAGCUCAGGACAUGAAGAAGAUCCCCACACUGGCCCUCAUUGAACUUACAGCUCUCUGUGAUAUCCUGGGCUUUGAGCUGAAGAGAAACAAAGCAGCAAAACUGAAAACAACAGAGAAGAGACUCUUUGGAGUUCCACUCAACACCCUGCUGGAAAAUGACCAAAAGCUGCUGCCCAACACCAAGGUCCCUCUGCUACUGCAGGCACUGCUGUCCUGCCUGGAGAAGAGAGGACUUGAAACAGAGGGCAUCCUGAGAGUUUCUGGGUCCCAGACCAGAAUUAAGAGCCUGGAACAGAAGCUGGAGAGGGAUUUCUACAGUGGCCUGUUCCGCUGGGAUGAGGUUCACCAGAACGACGUGUCUGGGCUGCUGAAGAGAUUCAUCCGGGAGCUGCCAGCCCCACUGCUGACUGCAGAGUACCUGCCUGCCUUUGCUGCUGUCCAGAAUAUUCCAGACCUGAAGCAAAGAUUGCAAGCUCUAAACCUCCUGAUCCUGAUUCUGCCGGAGUCCAACAGAAAUACUCUGAAGGCCCUUCUUGAGUUUCUCAGCAAGGUGGUUGCCAGGGAAAACAACAACAAAAUGAACCUCUGGAACGUUUCCACAGUCAUGGCCCCAAACCUCUUCAUGCACAAGGGGCUGCCAAACAAGAUCCCUGAGGGGAAGGAGAAGCAGCUGGCGGAGGGGGCGGCUGACGUGGUGCGGAUGAUGAUCCACUACCAGGAUCUGCUCUGGACAGUCUCCUCUUUUCUGGUAGCUCAAGUGAGGAAGCUGAACGAGAGCAACAGCAAAAGGUACCAGUUCUGCGACAAGAGAAUUAAAAAUUUGUUGCGGAAGAUUCACGCUGAUAAAGACAAGGUGGAAAAGAAUCAGGGAGAGCCUUCCAAGAUUGUGAAAGUCCACGCAUCACUCCUCCUGAAGGACUCUCUGGAGGUGCACCUGAACAAUGCAACCAGGGUUGCUGAUGUCUUGAGGCAGUUUCAGAAGAACCUGUGCCAGAAUGGCUGGAAUAUUGUGAACACUGUCAACCUCCUCAAGUGUAACAACUCCAUGGACUGCACAAACUUGCUCCUGUAUGAAGUGGGAGGCAAUAUUGGUGAACAUUGCCUGGACCCAGACACUUACCUCUUGGACUUGUACCACAUCAACCCCCAUGCUGAAUGGAUAAUUAAGCAAAAUCCAUCUUAUCCUCGGAUGUUCUGAGGAAAACAUGAGCAAAACAAAGCACUUGGUUGCAGUUCUUUGAAGGUGGAAACAGAGACUUUCCUGUUGUAGUGUCAGAGCAGACACUGCUUGUUUCUUGGAAGGAAAAGCACCUUUAUUAACUGUUUGAAUGGCAGCUGGCAGUGAGAGCACAGUAGCCUCUGUGCUAACAGGGAUGCUGGAAACAAGCAGCAAUUAUCAUUGUGUAGCAGAGUUUGCAGAGGGAAUGACUGUUUCUAAACAAAAUAUCCCCCAAAACAAACCCUGAAGGCAAAGCUGCCAUGGCUGUGCAGCAAAGAUGGAACAGGAGAAGAAAAAUCAAGAUUAUCUUGAAUAUGGUGGAAGGCAUUUGUGUAUUCUGGAUUUGCUCUUCCUUUUGGAGCAGAGACAGCCAAAUGCUGCAGUGGCACUAAGGACAUCCCUUUGGUAAGGUCCAUAGCUGCCUGUGGCAUGUCACCAGAAGAGUUUAUGACCCUGGCUUCAUUAUUAAGCUUUUGUUCUUUGAAGAAUGAAAAAGGAUGUUUCCAAAAAGGCCAGAUGGCCAAAUUGCCACCAGUGAGGGUAAACCACACAUUUAUUGUGAUGGACAACCUAUAUAUCAACGGGCAACACAGGAAAAAUCCUGGAGUUAACGUGAGGCUGGUAAUCUGACCUGCCCACAUGAACUGAACUUCUUUGUGGAAGAUUCUGUGGGGAUGUGUUUGUUGGAAAGCCAACAAAACUCCCCUGAGAUGUGAGGUGGCUGAACUGAGCUGAGCUCUUGCUGCUCUGGCUGCACAUUUCUGUCACACUCAUCAUCAUCAUCAUCAUCAUCAUCAUCAUCAUCAUCACCACCCAGCCUUGGCUCCAAGAGGACUGUGCUGUGAGGAGGAGUGCAGAAUGUUGCUUUCCUUCGUGGUGAUGCUGAAAUACCUCACGAGAGGGGCCCCACUGUGCAGUGGGAGGGGUGAAACACUCGGCCUGUCUGGAAAUGUGGAUAUCUUCCUCUAAAUACUGUUUUUAAACAUGGUUGGAUAUUUAUUCAUGUGGCAGAAGCAGGGCUGCCCUGCAAGUGUAUACUCAGAGUAUUUCAUUUGCCAAAUCCCAGCUGCACUAGUGACAAUCUCCAGUAUUAUUUCUUUUGUUAGAUGAGUUUGUUUCCAUUGCAAUCUGAACUUUCCUUCUGCUCCUAUUUUUCCCCUGGGAUGAAGUGUAGUUUUCCCUAUUCAUUAUCUCAAACUGCUAGAUUCUGUUGCAAAGGUGCUUCACUCUGUGAUUAUUCUGUCUGUGUGGUUAAAUCCUCUUGGUAGUUAAGAUCCUUGAGGAACAGGAGAGCCACAGUCCAUAUUCUUUUCAGCUUUUUGUGAACUCUGUGUGAGUGGUGCAGAUAUCUAAAAAUUAUUCAUAUGUUAGAGAGUCUGUCUAUUCUUUUUGGUUGAGAUGGUGCAGAUGCAUUGACUGGUUGGAUCACCUUCAUAGAUGUCUUCUCAAAAACCUGUAAUAGAACCUCCCAACCCUGACCCAGGUAUCAACAAUUCUUGAGGUGCCUCUUUUAAAGGGCUCAAAUUGUGCCUGAAAGAGCCUGAUUCUUUUCCUUGAGAGUGGGUGAUUUAUACCUCUGGAAAGAUCAAGCUGCUUUAAACUGGGGCUUUAAAAACCAAAGGUACCUAUUCAGCAUCCCUUCUGGAAUUCUUUGUGGCAGUGAUGGAGUCAAGAUGAAAAAGAGCAAAUGCCAGAGAUGUGAUACCCUGAGAAACACCCAACUCAUAAAGGUAUCACUGGGAGCUCAAAGAUCCUUAGCAAGCUGAAUUGCACUCUGCAAAUCACACAAUGCUGCAUUUUUUCCACCCCUCAUAUGCUGGUUUGUUAAUUUUUCUGUCCAUAUAAAUUGAGGGGUCAAGACUGCAUCACUGCUUCUGUGAACUACAAAUGAGUGGGGUUUUUUGAACACCAAAUAAUGUGAAUCAAUGCUGUGAAAAACAAGGUUAAUGGGAGAUUCUAAUGAGAAAAAUACCAGGUUUAAAUAUGAAAUGAAAUGUAAAACAAAACAAAACAGCUCUUUCCAGAUGAUGGAUAUGCUUUUAAGUUCUUUUCCUAUCUUUGUAUCAAAAAAUAAGUGUAAAUUUUUCAGUCAGUGGUGUGCAAUCCACUCCUGAUGGGUGGGUUUUAUCCUGGGGGUAUUAAAAACCAA